Aureobasidium uvarum is the source of this 390-nucleotide messenger RNA. Lineage: Eukaryota; Fungi; Ascomycota; Dothideomycetes; Dothideales; Saccotheciaceae. The record is from the annotation of a GenBank genome assembly.
AUGGCCGAAGACAACUUCUCUUCGUCGCCCAUCGCACCCUCCAAACCCAACAUGUCAUCCAAACUAUCAUCCUCUAGUAGGACCGGCCAGCUCGAUAUCCUUCGUGCUCGUCAAGCUGCUCUUGAAUCGACUGUCGCCGGUCUUAUCUCCCAACGUACUUCUCUCGUCGAUUCCUUCUCUCCCGAUAUUCAACAGUCAGAAGAUACGGAACUUCGUGCAAAACUUGCAGUGGAUGCUGCCAACACAAGGAUCAAGACUCAAAUCAAACAGCUCCAGCAGUACAACGACAUCAAGGACAUCGGCACCCAGCUCAUGGGCCUGAUCGCCGAGAAGCGUGGUUGCCGCAUCGGUGAAGUUCAAGAGGAGUUUGGCAUUAACCCUGACGAUUGA